This is a messenger RNA of Schizosaccharomyces osmophilus, 4152 nucleotides long. Its product is annotated as plasma membrane phospholipid-translocating ATPase complex, ATPase subunit. The coding region runs from base 1 to 4152 and encodes 1383 amino acids. Gene Ontology annotation, molecular function: ATP binding; magnesium ion binding; ATP hydrolysis activity. Gene Ontology annotation, cellular component: plasma membrane. The transcript has 4 exons. The record is from RefSeq and is a predicted model, not a curated record. Gene Ontology annotation, biological process: phospholipid translocation. NCBI's taxonomy places the organism in Eukaryota, Fungi, Ascomycota, Schizosaccharomycetes, Schizosaccharomycetales, Schizosaccharomycetaceae.
AUGACUGACUCUAAGGGAAACUCUACUAUUCAUCGCUCACGUAGUUUAGUUGAUCAAGAUUUCCCUAUAACAGGUUCCCAGUCAAAUCCUUCAUCUUCCCAAGCUAUUUCUGAAUCAUAUUCAGAAAAAUCAGAUUUUGUUGAAGCUUCUAAAGGAAGCUCUCAUGAUUCUGCUUUUCCAGUUGAAGAUGAAUCUGCAACUUCUGUUUCUCAUCUUUCAAAUAGGAAAAGGUCGGGCUCAAAUGAUCGCCCCCCGAAUUCCCGCCUUGCAUCCUGUGCGAAUACCAAGGAGACUUCGAUCUCUGGACAGCUUAAUUUACCAGAUGAAGCGCCAUCUCGUCGUAUUUACGUGAAUCAUACGCCUGAUGAGCAUGUAAAUCUUUCAAAGCAGACGUUUCCUAGCAACAAAAUACGGACAAGCAUGUACACUCCUUUGAAUUUUGUUCCAAAGAAUCUUUACAAUCAGUUCAGAAAUGUUGCAAACGUUUUUUUUCUAUUUCUCAUUCUCCUCCAGUUAAUUCCUGCAUUUGCUGCAAGACAUUCUGCUUUACCCUUCAUUCCGUUAUCUAUAAUUCUCUUGAGUACAGGCAUCAAAGAUGGUUUCGAGGACUACAGAAGGUCUAUUCUCGACAAAAAAUUCAACCAUACUAUCACGUUUAAGCUAGUUGGAUGGAGAAAUGUUAAUUGCUCAAUGGAGCAUAUCGGGAUUUGGAGACGCAUUAAAAAAUUGGUUUCGCACACUGUUCGCUACAAUAUAAAAUCAUUCAAAAACGCUUCCCAGUUUCCACCUUAUGCCCCUUCAGUAUUGUAUUCUGAAAGAAACAGCCGCGAUUCUUAUUCGUCUAAUUUCUCUCUCAUGAGCGCCCGAGAGGGCAUCGAGGCUUUAGGCAUGGGAAACGCAUCACUCUUUCAAAAUUUUUCCGUAGUCACCAAAGGACCUCCUCAAUCUUCCGAAGCUCAUUUUGAACCCGUCUAUCGAAAGAAAAUUCAAGUGGGUGAUAUCGUUCGUGUUCGUGCCAAUGAAGCAAUUCCUGCCGACCUUUUGAUACUAUCAACGGAAAACAAAGAAGGUGUUUGCUAUGUCGAGACAAAAAAUCUCGAUGGGGAAACAAAUCUUAAGGACAAGUAUUCUCUUCAUUCCACUAAAGAAUGCCGAUCCGAGCUAGAGUGCUCCUCUGCGUCUUUCUGGAUUCAUUCCGAAGAACCACAUUCAGACUUGUAUAACUUGAUUGGCGUCUUAAAAGCUCAAGUUCCCGAUAACAUAAGUCAAACUACAGAAAAUACUUCUGCUAUAAAACAAGAACCUUUUAACAUGUCCAAUAUAGCUCUUUGCGGUUGUACCCUUCGAAACUCGAAGUGGAUUAUAGGCCUAGCUUUAUAUACAGGCCCUGAAACACGGAUUCAAAUGAAUCGAGGUGUUACUCCUUCAAAACGAAGCCGGAUUACAAGGGAACUCAAUUGGACUAUCGCUUUAAAUUUUGUACUUCUUUUUCUGAUGUGUAUCAUCUCUGGUCUUUUAAGGAUGGUAUUUUCAGCUCGCCAAAAUUCUGCAAAGGUUUACGAGUUUUAUGAAUUAUCAAAAGCGACCGCUUCGGUACCUGUUCAGGGUAUUGUAAGCAUUUUCACCUGCUUGAUCCUUUUUCAAAACUUGGUGCCCAUCUCGUUAUACAUCACAAUCGACAUAGUUCGUACGAUGCAAUCCUUUUUUAUUUACAGUGAUAUUGAAAUGUACGACGAAAAGCUUGAUUAUCCUUGCUCACCGAAGUCUUGGAACAUUUCAGAUGAUCUGGGCCAAAUUGAGUAUGUCUUUUCUGACAAAACUGGAACCCUGACUCAAAACGUUAUGUAUUUUAAACGGACUACUAUAAACGGUAAAGUGUAUGGAGAAGCUUAUACUGAUGCCACACGCGGUUUUGAUAGAGCUGUUGGUCGUAGUAAUGCCAAACAACGGCUAAAUGAGAUUGAAGAGGAUAGAGAUGAAAUGAUUAAGUUGAGCAAAUACGGAAGCCCGGAGACUUCUACCUUUGUCUCAAGUACGCUUGUUAGGGAAUUACAGUCGCCAACUGAGCAGUCAACAUACUGCAGAAAGUUUUUUACCGUAUUGGCUCUCUGUCACUCUGUUGUUACAGACGGACAUGGUGACUCUUUGGUAUAUAAUUCUCAAUCCCCAGACGAAGAAGCAUUAGUAAAAGCUGCUUGCAAUCUUGGGUUUAUACUUAAAAGUACGAAAAACAAGCGUUAUAUUGUUGAAAUACUUGGAAAGCGCGAGCGAUUCCAAGUUUUAGAUAUCAUUCCAUUCACAUCAGCAAGGAGACGCAUGAGUAUUAUUAUCCAGGACAAAGAUAAGCAAAUAUAUCUAUAUUGCAAAGGAGCAGAUAGUGUGAUACUAAACAGGUUGGCAGAAAAUAAUUCAAACGAAUUAAUCGAGAAAACAGCGCAGGAUCUCUCCCUCUUUGCUGCAGAAGGAUUUCGGACGCUGUGUAUUGCUGAAAGAAAAUUGGAGAAGAACGAAUACCUGGAGUGGAAAGUUAAAUUUAAUGAGGCUAGUUUAGCCUUACAUGAUCGAAAUGAAAAAAUCGAUCAAGUCUCAAAUUUGGUUGAAAAGGAAUUAUCUUUACUGGGAGGAACUGCAAUUGAAGACAAACUUCAAGACGGCGUGCCUGAAACGAUAGAUUUGCUUUCAAGAGCAGGAAUUAAGUUAUGGGUAUUGACUGGUGACAAAGUCGAAACCGCUACUAACAUUGGGUAUUCUUGCAACCUGUUGGAAAGCGGCAUGUCAAUUAUCCAUAUAAAUUCCAGUUUUUCUGAACCAGAACAGAUCAAGGAUUACAUCCUGAAGAAUUUAUCUACGCACUUUGGGUUGGAAGGAAGCGAAGAGGAGUUCAAAAUCAUGAUGCAGAAUCAUGACCCUCCUUCAACUAAGUAUGCCGUUGUUAUAGACGGAAGCGUUUUGAGCAUGGUGCUUGAGAGUGAGUUUGCUUAUCAAUUUGUGAUGUUGUGCAAGAAUUGUAGGACUGUUUUAUGCUGUAGGGUCAGCCCUUCACAAAAAGCAGCUGUCGUAUCUUUAGUUAAACGAUCGCUAGAUGUCACCACACUUGCUAUUGGUGAUGGUGCCAACGAUGUGUCGAUGAUUCAGCAAGCAGAUAUCGGAGUAGGAAUAGCUGGUCUCGAGGGUCAAGCAGCAGCAAUGGCUUCAGACUAUGCUGUGGGCCAAUUUCGAUUUUUAUCUCGCUUACUUUUGGUACACGGGCGCUGGAAUUACAAAAGGACUUCCCAGUUGAUUUCAAACUUUUUUUAUAAGAAUGUCAUAUGGACUUUUACUUUAUUUUGGUAUCAACUCUUCAAUGAGUUCGAUGGUAAUUAUAUCUUCGAUUAUACUUACGUGAUGUUAUUCAACUUGCUUUUCACUUCUGUUCCCGUUAUUGUAAGUGGUUGCUUUGAUAAAGACGUGGAUGCUGAAGCGUCUCUCAAGUAUCCUCACUUAUACAAGUCGGGUAUUUUGCGACAAGAAUGGAGUAAAAGGAGAUUUUGGCUGUCCGUUUUGGAUGGGAUUUAUCAAUCAAUGGUCUGCUUCGGUGUGGCCCUUUUUGUUUUUUAUGCUGGCAAUUUUGUAAGUCCUACUGGCCAUCAGACCGAGUCAAUUGAAGACAUUGGCUUGUUCAUAUCGUCACCAGCGAUAUUUGUCAUCAACACGUAUAUCCUCAUAAAUCAAGAGAGCUUAGAUCUUGUUUCUGUGGGUACAUGGUUGUUCAGUUUAAUCGUAUUUUGGUUUUGGACUGGAGUUUAUUCGGAAAGCUUGGAUUCGAAUGCGUUUCAUAAAUCAACUUUUCGAGUGGGUAGAACAUUGGCGUUCUGGGUAGUGAAUUUACUAACAAUUGUGGUAUCUUUAUUUCCUCGUUUGUCCACUAUUUUAGCACAAAAGUUAUUUUUUCCUAGGGAGGUUGACAUGCUGAAAUGGAAAAUUAAAAGAGAAGAAGGUCUACACAUGGAAGAUCAGGCUUCUACGGUCGAAGUUUCAACAGCACCGCCUUCUUUAUCUACUUCUGUAAGAGAUGAUUCUCCAAAUGUUUCUUACGGACGUUCCAGAUUUUCACUAUCCCUACCAUCUUCGCAUUCUGUAGCUUCUACGAAGCGUCCACAAACGAUAGCUUAA